Molecule: messenger RNA, 456 nt
Organism: Arabidopsis lyrata subsp. lyrata
Lineage: Eukaryota; Viridiplantae; Streptophyta; Magnoliopsida; Brassicales; Brassicaceae
Source: RefSeq, a predicted model, not a curated record
AAAGCUUGUGAUGCCCUAAACAGGGUGAAACACCAUGGCACAAAGAGAGAAGAUGAAGGAAGAAGCUGUGAAACGCGAAAAGCUCGAGCUGGACGAUUCGAACCCGGAUGUGACGGAGGUGUGUCGGACGUCUAUGGCGGAUUUAAGAAAACGAGUCGAUUUGAUUCCUUCGUAAAGUGGGUUUUCUCAGAGGAAAAGAAAAUUAAUUUGGAAAAAAAGGUAAAGUUAUAAAAUUACGAUAAUGACCCUCCCGUUUCGAGCCGUUCCUUCCAACUACGAGAUAUAACCGUCGAGUCAAAACACGGAUUGACUACUAAAACGUCGUCGUAUUCAUUUUACGAAACCGCGUUAUAUUACUUUCAAAUUUUGACUUAUCGGCCCAUGAUUGAAUAGACAGGCCCAAGGUCAAGAUUUGUAUGGAAAACGAAAAAAUGGAAAUUAAAAAGAUUAAAAAUA